Homarus americanus (American lobster) is the source of this 1803-nucleotide messenger RNA. It is a transcript of the gene Hel25E, whose product is annotated as spliceosome RNA helicase DDX39B. Gene Ontology annotation, biological process: mRNA splicing, via spliceosome; mRNA export from nucleus. The transcript is spliced from 10 exons. Lineage: Eukaryota; Metazoa; Arthropoda; Malacostraca; Decapoda; Nephropidae. Bases 131 to 1414 code for a protein of 427 amino acids. Gene Ontology annotation, molecular function: RNA helicase activity; RNA binding; ATP binding. The record is from RefSeq and is a predicted model, not a curated record.
UCAAUAUAUAAUACAUGGCACCUGUGCAGGACGCCGCUCGCCUCCCUCACACCUCAGCGUGCUAGUGGUCCCCUGUGUUAGACGCCAUCUUAUCCGGUUUACUGCUGUCUCUACAACAAUCUUUAUCAGAAUGACUGACCAUGAGACUGAGCUUUUGGACUACGAGGAGGAUGAAGAUGCGGUGGAGGCAGGAGUGGGAGAGUCCAAUGAGGCUGCCCCAGCAAAAAAAGAUGUCAAGGGUACAUAUGUAUCCAUUCAUUCAUCAGGUUUCAGAGAUUUCCUCCUCAAACCAGAAAUCUUGCGGUCCAUUGUUGACUGUGGUUUUGAACAUCCCUCAGAAGUGCAACAUGAAUGUAUUCCCCAAGCAGUGCUGGGUAUGGACAUCCUAGGGCAGGCUAAGUCUGGUAUGGGCAAAACAGCAGUGUUUGUGUUAGCGACCCUGCAGCAGAUAGAUCCAGUUGAUGGCCAGGUGUCUGUGCUGGUGAUGUGUCACACCCGAGAAUUAGCAUACCAAAUAGCAAAGGAAUAUGAACGGUUCAGCAAGUAUAUGCCCACUGUCAAGGUUGGUGUGUUCUUUGGAGGCUUGAAUAUUCAGAAGGAUGAGGAAACACUGAAGAACAAUUGCCCUCACAUUGUUGUAGGUACACCCGGUCGUGUCCUUGCUUUGGUCCGAAACAAGAAGCUUAAUUUGCGACAUCUCAAGCACUUUGUCUUGGAUGAGUGUGAUAAGAUGCUUGAACAACUAGACAUGCGUCGUGAUGUCCAAGAAAUCUUCCGCAACACACCCCAUGAGAAGCAAGUGAUGAUGUUCAGCGCUACAUUGAGCAAGGAUAUUCGUCCAGUAUGCAAGAAGUUCAUGCAAGAUCCCAUGGAAGUUUAUGUUGAUGAUGAAGCCAAGCUAACCCUUCAUGGCCUCCAGCAGCAUUAUGUCAAGAUUAAGGAGAAUGAAAAAAACAGAAAAUUAUUUGAAUUACUUGAUGCCCUAGAAUUUAACCAGGUUGUUAUAUUUGUGAAGUCUGUGCAGCGGUGCAUGGCCUUAGCACAGCUGCUGGUGGAGCAGAAUUUCCCAGCCAUUGCUAUUCAUCGUGCUAUGCAGCAGGAAGAGAGGCUCAGUCGCUACCAGCAGUUCAAAGACUUUCAAAAGCGUAUCCUUGUUGCCACAAACCUGUUUGGCCGUGGCAUGGACAUUGAGAGAGUUAACAUCGUCUUCAAUUAUGACAUGCCUGAGGACAGUGAUACGUACCUUCAUCGGGUAGCAAGAGCUGGAAGAUUUGGAACCAAGGGUUUGGCUGUAACAUUUGUCAGUGAAGAAAGUGAUGCCAAGACUCUGAAUGAAGUCCAAGAGCGAUUUGAUGUCAAUAUCACGGAACUGCCAGAUGAAAUUGAUCUCUCUUCAUAUAUUGAGGGCCGCUAACAAGCACUUGAUGAAAUACAGUACAGUACUGUACUGUAUAUGCUUAAUUUUAAGGUUGUGCGUGAUAUUGCGUCCAUGAGAAAUGGAAGAAUAAUGUGUGUAUGUGUAAGUCACAUUGAUACUGAAACUAGCUGAACUGCUAAAUUUUCAGUAUAUACAUUUUUUAAUGAGGUAAAAAGUAAUUUUACAUGUGAGUGUCUGGAAAUAAUAAAAUAACCAAAGUAUUCAGGUGUACGUUUUUUCCUAAUGUAUUUGUUUAACUAGACUUUUUUAUUUUUUAUUGAUGGUAAUUGAUUUUAUGUAUUCUAGCACUAGCAGAGCUAUAACUUGCUACUAAAGUACAAGCAUUUUGUGUACAGAAUAGUCUUGAAUAAUAAAAUAUGUAUUUA